AUGAACGGAAACAUGUUCCUUCUGGCUAUUUUUUUCCUGAUGCUACACGUCUUGGCAUUGCACAAAGGAACCUUCAUCACGGGGAAGAAUUGCGAACAAAAAAAUGAAAAGGCCAAACAGGUCGAUAAAAAUAAUAAGACAGACAGUGAGGGCUUCGCAGACAAUAAUGUGGAACUUUUCACAGGACAAAAUAUAAUGAAAUAUUUUAAAAACAUCUUAAACGAUAAGAAUAAGGAUUCCCAAAAGGAUGGCAACAUUUCUGAGAAUGGAAAAUUCAUAGGUCAGGUGUUGGAAGAGGUUCCUACAACGAAUGAGGGAACGGAUAAGAAGGACGGAGACGAUAAGGAAAAUGCACCCGGGGAGGCCGAAGUGCAGAGUGGCCAGCAAACUGGCGAGCAAACUGGAGAGCAAACUGGCGAGAAGGGUGACGAGCUGACUGGCCAGCAGAGCGGUGCUCCACAAGGUGGACAGAACGAGGGAAAGGCGGAGGCCACCCUUCCAGUACAAGGAGAGAACUACGGCGGGUCCAGCCUAAAAUACUCAGACGAGCUGUAUGAAGAUAUCCUAAUGAACUUACAUAAAAAGGGCGGUAAAGAAGGAACCGAUUACAACGACAAAUAUAAUGAGUUCAAAAAGGAAUACGACAUGUUCAUAUCGUUAAAUAAAGACGAAUAUGAAAUUAUAUCGAAGCUCGUUAAUGCAUUUUCCAUGUACAAUGAUGCCAUUGAUGAAGACGCAGAUACUGUGUAUGAAGCGAUUAAGAAGUCCUUUACGGAUCCAAAGUUUAAGCAACAAUUUGGAGACUUCAUGAACGGCAUUUAUGCCUAUGCUAGUAAGAAGCAUAAUAUAAGAGGCGCCCAAACGGAGGAGGUCAAGACGUACCUCAUGCUGUUUCAGAACAACUCUGUUAUGAGGGCCAUAAUAUACUGCGAACUCAAACACAACAAGUUGUAA
Plasmodium cynomolgi strain B is the source of this 954-nucleotide messenger RNA. RefSeq names its product merozoite surface protein 7. The transcript has 3 exons. The record is from RefSeq and is a predicted model, not a curated record. NCBI's taxonomy places the organism in Eukaryota, Apicomplexa, Aconoidasida, Haemosporida, Plasmodiidae. The coding region runs from base 1 to 954 and encodes 317 amino acids.